CCUCUCAAGGCUGGAGGCAGGCACACUGCAGCCGUAGCCGCCGCCACGAGUUACGCACUCCGAGAACGCAAAGCUUGUCCAGGGGGUCCCCGCCUACCAGAAGGGGGGCCGUGGGUCCCCGCAGGACUACGAUAAAAGGACGCGCGGGCUAUCCCGGCUCUCGCAUUCAGGCCGAACAGCCGAGGCGCUCGCUUUGCAGAAGCUGGGCAACUGGUGCUUCUCCUCUGCACAUUUGCAUUGGGGCGCCUCAGCAGCCGAGGGCUCCGUCCUCUCAGCGAGAACCGUGCUCAGGCGCUGCCGCCCUACGAGGUGCCGCGGGAGCCUUAGCCUCGCGGAGUAGGUGUUCGUGCCGUCUUCCCUCUCGGACGGAGAGCGAGUGCAGCAUGCAAGGGGCGGCAGCACGCCUGGCGUUGCGAGCCUUGCUCUUCUGCCUGGCGGCUCGGGGCAGCCCGCUGACAGAGGAAGAGCUGGUGGUGCCUGUGUGGCUGGACUCCACCGGGCAGCAGCCGGCUGAGGAGCGGCUCUACCGCCUAGACGCCUUUGGCCAGCGCUUCAGCUUGGAACUGCAACCCGAUAGCAGCUUUUUGGCGCCGGACUUGACGCUGCAGUACGUGGGCAGCCGCCCCCAAUCAGGGGAGGAGGCAGAGGAGCCCGAGCAGCCCGGAGACGCCGACUUGUCCACUUGCUUCUACGCCGGUACUGUCAACGGAGAUCCAGUCUCUGCCGCCGCGCUCAGCCUCUGCGGAGGGAUCCGCGGCGCUUUUUAUUUGCGCGGAGUCGAGUACCUCAUCCAGCCUGCUAAUGUCUCGCUCCUACAAGGAGAAACGAAGCUCCAGCUCCACGUCUUGCGACGCCGGCUCCAGAGGAAUCUCCACCAGGGCGGCGGCACUAAGUGUGGGGUGACGGACAGCAGCUCCCCCUUGUUCGUAGACGUUCAGCAGCCGCAACACGUGUUGCGCGCAGGACAUGGAAAUACAAGGAAAAAAAGGUUUGUGUCAAGCCCUCGCUAUGUGGAAACCUUACUGGUAGCAGACCAGUCUAUGGCAGAGUUUCAUGGCAGUGGACUGAAGCACUAUCUCCUGACACUCAUGUCUGUGGCAGCCAAGUUGUACAAGCACCCUAGCAUCCGGAACUCCAUCAGCCUGGUGGUGGUGAAAAUAAUGGUCAUCUAUGAUGAGCAGAAAGGACCUGAUAUAUCUUCAAAUGCUGCCCUCACCUUACGAAAUUUCUGCAGCUGGCAAAAGCAGCAUAAUUCUCCCAGUGACCGGCAUGCUGAGCAUUAUGACACUGCAAUUCUUUUCACCAGACAGGAUCUCUGCGGUGCCAAGACAUGUGAUACUCUUGGGAUGGCUGACGUGGGAACAGUUUGUGAUCCAAACCGCAGUUGCUCUGUCAUAGAAGAUGAUGGCUUGCAGGCUGCCUUUACAACCACUCAUGAGCUGGGCCAUGUAUUUAAUAUGCCCCAUGAUGAUGCAAAACAGUGUGCCAGUAUUAACGGCAUAAGCAGGGAUUACCACAUGAUGGCAUCUAUGCUUUCCAAUUUGGAUCGAAGUCAGCCUUGGUCUCCAUGCAGUGCUUACAUGAUUACUACAUUUUUGGACAAUGGUCAUGGUGAGUGUUUGCUGGACAAACCUCACAAGCCUAUACAGCUCCCUUCUGACCUACCUGGAACAGUAUAUGAUGCCAAUAGGCAGUGCCAGUUCACCUUUGGAGAGGAGUCAAAACAUUGUCCUGAUGCAGCCAGCACAUGUACAACCUUGUGGUGUACUGGAACCUCCGGAGGAUUGCUUGUAUGCCAAACCAAACAUUUUCCUUGGGCAGAUGGUACAAGCUGUGGAGAGGGGAAGUGGUGUGUGAACGGAAAGUGUGUAGACAAGAAGCAUUAUGAUACUCCUGUCCAUGGUGGCUGGGGACCAUGGGGACAGUGGGGAGAGUGUUCAAGGACAUGUGGCGGAGGAGUCCAGUAUUCUGUGAGAGAGUGUGACCAUCCAGUUCCAAAGAAUGGCGGAAAAUACUGUGAAGGGAAACGGGUGCAGUACAGAUCUUGUAACAUAGAAGACUGCCCAGACAGCAAUGGCAAAACCUUCAGGGAGGAACAGUGUGAAACUCACAAUGAUAUUUCCAAAUCUCAUUUUGGGAGUGGACCUGCAGUGGAAUGGACACCCAAGUUUGCUGGCGUCUCGCCCAAAGACAGAUGCAAGCUUGUUUGCCUUGCGAAAGGCACUGGCUAUUUCUUUGUUCUUCAGCCAAAGGUGAUAGAUGGAACAUUAUGUAGCCCAGAUACUACUUCAGUUUGUGUCCAAGGGCAAUGUGUAAAAGCUGGAUGUGAUCGCAUCAUCGGCUCCAGUAAGAAGUUUGAUAAAUGUGGUGUCUGUGGAGGCAAUGGUUCUACAUGCAAGAAAGUAUCAGGCAUGCUUUCUAGUUCCAGCCGUGGUUACCAUGAUGUUCUUGUGAUUCCUGCUGGGGCGACAAACAUAGACAUUAAACAACGGAAUCACAGGGGCACAAGACAGGAUGGUAGCUUCCUAGCUAUUAAAGCUGCUGAUGGCACCUAUAUUCUCAAUGGUGACUACACACUAUCAACAUUAGAGCAAGACAUCAGUCAUAAAGGCAAUGUUUUGAGGUACAGCGGCUCAUCGGCCUCUUUGGAAAGAAUACGCAGUUUCAAUCCACUGAGUGAACCUUUAACAAUACAAGUCCUUACUGUAGGUGAACUGCCACGUCCUAAAAUAAAAUACACAUACUUUGUGAAGAAACCAGUACAGUCUGGUCCUGAGAAGCCUUCUAGUAAAAAGACUGAAUCUUUCAAUGCAAUCAAGGAAACAAUUUUAUCUGAAUGGGUUAUCGAAGAAUGGAGAGAAUGUUCAAAGUCAUGUGGAACUGGAUGGCAGAGGAGAUCUGUAGAAUGCAGAGACCUCAGUGGACAGCCUUCAGCAGACUGUGCAAGAGAACUCAAGCCAAUUGACAUCCGGCCAUGUGCAGACACUCCGUGCCCUCAGUGGCAGCUAGGAGACUGGUCACCAUGUUCUAAGACAUGUGGGAAAGGUUUCAAGAAAAGAUCAUUAAAAUGUGUUUCAUUUGAUGGCAUCACAUUGUCACAUGAAAGCUGUGACCUCGUAAAGAAACCUAAACAUUUAAUAGACUUUUGCAAUGUUACAAACUGCAGCUAAACCAUAACAGGCUGAGAAAGCUAAUGGUGUAAGUUUCAGACCAAAGCACUGAAAAGGAGGGUGAAAGGUAGCAAUUGUGUAAUUUUCAUUGCAAAAUUCACCGUGGGGAAUUUACUGAGAUGGGGGCAGUGCAAAUAAUGUUGGAUGGGGUGGAUUCUAUCAACUGCAAACCUGAUAAAACAACUAAUGUUGCUAGCUAUUUCAUCUUCAGCACUAAAGCCCUGAGGCAUUACAAUUUCCUUUUUUAAGUCUGUUACAAGUUAAACAAAACAUAGGCAGUGGCCAAAGCAGGUUUAAACAAACAUUUCAAUGUUUUAGUGAUUACAUUUUUUUUUUCUUCCUGGAGUUGUGUUGUGGUACUGAUAAAAAUAUUUUUUCCUCAAAGUUGGGAAUGAGAAUGACCAUUUUUCUCUAAGCUUAAUAAUUGGUCAGGUCUUGCCUACCUCACAAAGAGCAAACAAAAAAAGAACAACCCUCAGUAUUUGAAAAGAACUUUUGACUAUAUUGUUAAUGGCUGCUAUCAUUUUACAGAAUAGUUUUUUUUAUAAACAGAAAGCCAUAUUAUCUGCCUGUAAAUAAGAACGUACAAAAAUGGCUGUUAAAUCUCUUGAUGACUAGAAUGUAGUGCAGUUUUAAAGUAUUUUUUUUAUUUUACUGAGGUAACAUUUCCCCCUUGCAGUCAGCCUGCAGGACUGGAAUCAUAACAGUUUCAGCAAUGCAUGCCAUUCUUAUUGGUUUGGAUAGGUCACACCCCAUUUGCUCCAAAAUAUUUAAGUGAAAUUAAUUUUAUCUUGGGAGUAUAUAUUUGUCUUAUGAGUAUAUUGUAAUCAAGUUUCUAGGUGGAAAUGUAGUCAUAUCAUGCUGCCAUUUGAGUUAAGGUAAUGGUCUGACCUCUUUAAGAUACAGUUUACUAUAUACAGGCCAACAAUAGCACACUUGCUUGUGAUCUGCUGCGAACAGAUACAAUUCCAUCAUGAACAGGAGGUCUUUAAUGCAUGGCACCUAAUGUUUUUACACUGCUCAAAUCACUUGUAAGACGGGGAAGACUAAGCUGAGGGAUAGCAGGUCCAUCCACAGCAAUAUGCCAAUACAUGUGUAUUUAAAAGUUUGUGCCAGUCCAUAGACUCUGAGAAUAUGG
Gekko japonicus is the source of this 4308-nucleotide messenger RNA. RefSeq names its product ADAM metallopeptidase with thrombospondin type 1 motif 1 (gene ADAMTS1). Lineage: Eukaryota; Metazoa; Chordata; Lepidosauria; Squamata; Gekkonidae. Gene Ontology annotation, biological process: proteolysis; extracellular matrix organization. The transcript is spliced from 9 exons. Gene Ontology annotation, cellular component: extracellular matrix. The coding region runs from base 384 to 3170 and encodes 928 amino acids. Gene Ontology annotation, molecular function: zinc ion binding; metalloendopeptidase activity. The record is from RefSeq and is a predicted model, not a curated record.